CUCCACUCGGACCUUCCAUGAAGAACAUACCAUACCCAUUUCUGCCUCUGCAAGACUGCAAUUGAUAUUACAGGAUUCAGUGCACUCUCUACAGGUUUAAGUUGUGAAGCUAGGCGAGUCUGUUGCAAUGGUGAACUCCAACGGAAUUGCCAUUGAACUUAGUGUCAAGCAAGGAGAACCAACCCUUGUUCCUCCUGCGGAGGAGACAAAGAGGGGACUGUACUUCCUUUCAAAUCUAGACCAGAACAUUGCAGUGAUUGUUCGAACCGUUUACUGUUUCAAGUCAGAUGGGAAGGGAAAUAAGCAAGCUGGAGAGAUCAUCAGGGAAGCCUUGGCAAAGGUUCUUGUUCAUUACUAUCCACUUGCUGGAAGGCUCACGUUCAGCUCAGAGGGAAAGCUUAUUGUGGAUUGCACAGGGGAUGGUGCUGUUUUAGUUGAGGCUGAGGCAAAUUGUACACUGGGAGAAAUUGGAGACAUCACAAAACCUGAUCCAGUGACCCUUGGUAAGCUGGUUUAUGACAUCCCUGGAGCAAAGAACAUACUAGAGAUGCCUCCUCUGGUGGCUCAGGUAACAAAGUUCAAGUGUGGAGGAUUUGUUCUUGGUCUAUGCAUGAACCACUGUAUGUUUGACGGACUCGGUGCUAUGGAGUUUGUGAAUUCAUGGGGUGAAACUGCCAGAGGGCUGCCGCUAACAGUUCCACCAGUUCUAGACAGAAGCAUACUGAAAGCCCGAUGUCCACCAAAGAUGGCAUUCUCCCACGACGAAUUCUCAGAGAUAAAUGAUGUAUCCAACACUGCAGAGCUCUACCAAGAAGAAAUGUUGUACAGGUCGUUCUGUUUUGAUCCUGAUAAGCUUGAGCAACUGAAGUUGAAAGCUAUGAAGGAUGGGGUUCUUGAGAAGUGUACUACAUUUGAAGUCCUCUCUGCAUUUGUGUGGCGGGCUCGAACUAAAUCUCUAAGGUUACAACCGGAUCAACAGACAAAGCUCCUCUUUGCUGUUGAUGGACGGUCUAAAUUCAAUCCUCCACUGCCAAAAGGCUACUUUGGAAACGGGAUUGUAUUAACAAAUUCUCUAUGCAGUGCAGGUCAGCUGCUAGAGAACCCUCUUUCAUUUACGGUUGAGCUAGUUCAGAAGGCUGUUAAGAUGGUUACUGAUGGGUACAUGAGAUCAGCCAUAGACUAUUUUGAAGUAACAAGAGCUAGGCCUUCUCUGGCUGCAACACUUCUGAUCACUACCUGGUCUAGGUUAUCUUUCCACAUUACAGAUUUUGGGUGGGGCGAACCUCUUCUAUCUGGGCCCGUUUCUCUUCCUGAGAAGGAGGUGAUCUUGUUCCUGUCUCAUGGGAAGGAGAGGAAAAGCAUAAAUGUUCUUUUGGGUUUGCCAGCUUCUGCCAUGAAGGUCUUUGAAGAACUUAUGCAAAUAUAGAAACAAAAAUUGAGUUUGCACUCACAGCAUUAUUAUAUUGCUUGACAAUUCUUUCUGGGUUUUCUGUAUUGCAAGAGGGAAAAAAAAAACAAAUUGUGUUAGAUUAAAUGUUCUGGGCAGAACAAAGGAGAAUUACCAAGGCUCAAAUGCACUACUUCAUGCGCCAGUUAUGUUAAAACAGAAUUAUCAGAAGGUUUUCCAGAGAAGUUCAAGUCAGGAUCAGGCAAAUUGAGCUGAACUUCACCAAGGGAAUUAAUCAGACAAAAGAAAAGCUGCCCAAGUUCAAAUCAAAUCCAGGUUUCCUUUUUCUUGUUUUAUCUCUCUUGGUGAUAGCUUAACAAAAGGUCUAUUGGGUCCUGUUUAGAUCUUAUUGUGUGAUUUAAUUUCUAUUGUCUAGGCAAGCUUAAUUAUGAUGUAUAGAAAUUUGAAAACCCGGUAUUUUCAGACCUAUAUAUAUUGUAUAUUGUUCCAUUCCAUCUACAUUGCUACUAUUUGGUAGAAGAUGUCAAGUUUUAAUUAACUUCAAUGUGCAUCUUCCAAGUUCCAAUUAA
This is a messenger RNA of Nelumbo nucifera (sacred lotus), 1977 nucleotides long. Its product is annotated as omega-hydroxypalmitate O-feruloyl transferase-like. Gene Ontology annotation, molecular function: acyltransferase activity, transferring groups other than amino-acyl groups. The record is from RefSeq and is a predicted model, not a curated record. Lineage: Eukaryota; Viridiplantae; Streptophyta; Magnoliopsida; Proteales; Nelumbonaceae.